Molecule: messenger RNA, 3889 nt
Organism: Ochlerotatus camptorhynchus
Lineage: Eukaryota; Metazoa; Arthropoda; Insecta; Diptera; Culicidae
Exons: 1
Coding region: 44-955 (303 amino acids)
Biological process (GO): DNA integration
Molecular function (GO): nucleic acid binding
Source: RefSeq, a predicted model, not a curated record
CCACCUGGAAGUCGUCCACUCGUUAUCUACGGAGUCAUGUAAGAUGGCCGUACGUCGGUUCGUAGCACGCCGGGGGUCACCUGUCGAAAUUCACUCCGAUAAUGGAACCAACUUUCUGGGAGCCAGCCGUGAACUACGAGAGGAGAUUGAAGCCAUAGGGAAACAACUACAAGAGACGUUCACGAACUCGGCUACCAAGUGGAUUUUCAAUCCACCAUCCGCUCCCCAUUUUGGUGGUGCUUGGGAACGUCUUGUAAGAUCGGUCAAGAUUGCAAUGGGAUCUUUAUGUAGUGAUAGGAAUCCGGACGAUGAAACGCUGCUAACCGUGGUCACGGAAGCAGAAGCAAUUGUGAACUCCAGACCACUCACAUUCAUCCCGCUGGAGAACUCCACCCAGGAAGCACUAACACCGAACCACUUCAUCUUGCUGAGUUCGAACGGUGUAUUGCAACCUCCAAGAGCACUGGAUGAACCUACGAAGGUAACCCGUACGAACUGGACCAUGACUAGACAACUCGUGGACCAGUUCUGGAGGCGAUGGGUCAUAGAAUACCUUCCAUCGAUCGCCAAACGAACCAAGUGGUUCAGUGAGGCGGAAGCGGUAAAGGUGAACGAUCUGGUGGUAAUAGUAAACGAGAACCAGCGCAACGGAUGGACCAGGGGACGUGUCCUAUCGGUUAUAAAAGGAAGCGAUGGACGUAUACGCCAAGCGUUGGUACAAACUACGGGUGGAGUGUUCCGGCGUCCAGUCUCAAAGCUGGCAGUGCUGAAGAUGCAAUCUGAUGGUAACGUUGAUUUGGUAGCGAAAACGGAAGUGCGUUACGAGUCGGGGGAUGUUGCCAAUUCUAGCAGCACUGAAAGUAAGGCCUCUUGCGAUGCCCCCAAUCGGAGUCCGCCUGUGUCCACGAUCAGUAAACGUCAGCGUGAUCAUAAACGUCAAGCAACAGCAAUAUGAACAAAAGGUAGAGGAAAAAGGGAACAAUCCAGCCAUACCGAAGAAGGAAGAUUGAAAUGUGGUUAUUUCGUUAUACUUCUAGUAUAGAUUUUUAAGUUUAUUUCGAACUGAUUAUUUCACCCACGGAGGGACCAAUCUAGACCUAGAUAAAUCUGGUCAUUCGUAUACGUAAGUUUAAAAUUGUUAAAGAUUUGCUUAAUUUACCUAACUUAUUUGUAAUUUAGGGUUAGAAUAAUCUUGAGUCUUUGACUCUUCUUGGAUUUCACUUAGGUUGAGUACACUUUCGGAUAGGUUACACUGCUGUAAUCUGAUUGUAAGUUCAUAAAUUGUUUAUCGAAUAGCUAUAAUUAAAUUUGAUUUGAAUAACUACUAGAUCGACACUAAACCGCGCACAUACAGAGCAGAAUUUGUUGGAUUUGUGCCAAUAUAAGGUAGACCAAAUUGUAAGUGGGAUGAAUUCUAUUUUACUUUCUCUAAUUAAUGAAAUAUAUUAUCUAGCUUCAAGAAUCACGGCACAACGGAAUCCAGUGCGUUUCUUUGAGGAGGUCCGAACCCAAAAAAUCCAACACCCGUACUCACCGAAAUAUGUUCCGGCCAUUGCUCUGGAACCAGCGGAACAAAUCCAGAAACAUUCUAAAACGUUCUAUGGGACCAUGGUAUCUUUCUACUGUUCAAUACUGUGCUAAACUAAUGCAACAUCGUCAUGGAAUUGUGACUGACUUGCGGUUAUUUUUCUCAUUGACGUUGAAUAUAAUCGCAAGUCAGUCCCACUCAGAUUUUGGCCAUAAAAUAAAAAUUUCACGAAAUUUUCCAAUAUGUUUUGGUAAACAUAGAUGCAUUCUAUCGCAUUGUAUAUUUAUUUUUAAAUUUAUCCCUCCAAAAAUAAGUGUCAAAUCAGAAAACUUGUAAAAUCUUUAAACGCCGUUUUCUCAUUUCCAGAUUUUUACAGAUGGGACGGACUUGUAAUUAUGGGCAGUUUAAAGCCUCGAUAUAACGUAACUGUCACUUUUGACUGCCAUUGUCAAAAUCUCCCUAAUAACAAUUGAAUCAUACAAAUUAAUACCACCAAUAAAUGGUGGAUUAUGUCAUCUGUCCUGUCCGAUGGUGAUAUUACUUUACUUGUUUGAAUGAUCGUUUGCGAGAAAUCGGCGAUGGAAGUCAAAAGUGACAGUUCCGUUGUAUCGAGGUUUACCUGUAUCUCAAAAUUUCGUUGAAAAUUUCUGUAAAAUUCUGUUUAAAUUCUGUUGGAAUUCUCAUCAGAAUUCAGCCAUCGAUUUUUUUCAUAACUACUAUUAGGGGUAGACGGGGCCAGAUGAGCACUCUUCAAGUUUACAUCACAAAUCUAAAGUUUGGAAAACUCCUCAUAUGUAACCUUUCAACAAUGAUCCUAGGAUGCAACGUUCCAAAAUUGAUUUAUAAAUAUUCAAUAACUACCAAGAAAUAAGUCCCUAGAGCUUCAAUGGAAGCUACCGAAGCUCAAGGGAAUGUUCAGUCUUUCUUCUUCUUCUUCUUCUUAACGUAGUGUUCUAGCUGUACUUCAACAGUUAUUAAUUGAAAGCUUUCGAUGCCUGUACUAUUUUUGCAUUGGUAUAAUUGUGUGGCAAGUACAACCAUACUCUAUGCCUAGGGAAGUCGAAAAAUGUUCCAUCCCGAAAAAAUCCUAGACCGGAUCAGGAAUCGAACCCAGCCACCUCCUGCAUGGUCUUGCUUUGUAGCUGCACCUUUUCCGACUGAGCUAAACAACCAACCAACCAAUCAGGCUAAGGCCUUGUUGUCCUCUGCUGUCCGAAGCAGGCGUCUCCACUCUACUUGAUCCAUGGCCACACUUCGCCAGCCUCGUAGUCUGCGAAGGGUCCGCAGACUACGAGGCUUGGUCGAUCCACCUUGCCCGCUGCACGCCUCUCUUCUUAUUCCGGUUGGGUCGCUUUCGAGAACCAUUUUCACUGGGUCGUCGUGCGGCAUUCUUACGACGUGCCCAGCUCACCAUAGUCGCCCAAUUUUUGCAAUGUGGACGAUGGAUGGGCGAAAUACAGAAGCGCGUGAUUGGGUGGUGGCCAAUCGAUAGCAGAAUGUGCAAGUUGAGGAUCAAAGGCCGUUUCUCCAAUGUCAGCAUAAUAAACGUGCACAGCCCUCACUUAGCAAGUGAUGAUGACGAUAAAGACGCUUUUUACGUGCAGCUGGAACGGGAAUACGACAGCUGCCCAAGCCACGACGUCAAAAUCAUCAUCGGAGAUCUUAACGCUCAGGUUGGCCAGGAGGAGGAAUUCAGACCGUUUAUAGGGAACUUCAGCGCUCACCAGCUAACGAACGCCAACGGCCUUAGAUUCAUAGAUUUCGCCGCCUCUAAGAACAUGGCCAUACGUAGUACCUACUUCCAGCAUAGCCUCCCAUAUCGGUACACCUAGAGAUCACCGCAGCAGACAGAAUCGUAAAUCAACCACGUUUUGAUCGACGGAAGGCACUUCUCGGACAUUAUCGACGUCAGGACCUAUCGCAGCGCAAAUAUCUAUUCGGACCACUACCUUCUAAUGGUCAAGGUGCGCCAAAAACUUUCGACGCCGGAAUCGACGGAACGAUUGGUUCGACGAAGAGUGUCAGACUGCUUUGGACGAGAAGAACGCAGCGCGGGCGGCGAUCCUGCAGCAAGGAACCGGUCACAAUGUGGAGCGAUAUAAACAGAAGCGAAGACAGCAAACCCAUCUUUUCCGGGAUAAGAAGCGCCGCCUGGAAGAGCUGGAGUGCGAAGAAAUGGAGCAGCUGUAUCGUUCUCAAGAAACACGCAAGUCCCACCAAGAUUUUGGGCCACGAGCCGAAAUGUGUCGGGAUAAGAAAGAGGGUAUCUUAACGGACGAACGUGAGGUGAUUGAAAGGUGGAAGCAGCACUACGAUGAACAUCUGAAGGGCGCAGAGGCGGAGGACCAAGGCGGCAGGAGG